AUGCAUUCAUCAUCAACAAUCCUUUCCUCCACCAAUUGGCAGGAUCAACUCGAAGAAUUACAAGUCUUACAAUCCAUCUAUUCCGAAGAUGUACAACAGGUUUGCGAAUUUUCCGAAAACGUGUCUGACUCUUCGAACAGUGGUACCCAAACAUCACCCGAGAUCACUCUCCAAUAUCAAUUGAAAAUUAAAUCUCUUGUGGAGCGAGGAAUGAUCGAACAUGGAGAGCAAGAUCAUGUGUAUCACUUGUUUCAAACAGAAGUGCUCUUAAACGUGUCAUGCUCGAACAUGUAUCCAUCGCAUGAAUCGCCACAGCUGGUCCUUGAGCCCUUGCAAAAGGAAAUUAUCAUUUAUUGUCCUCCUGAGAUGGAACCCGAACAUGAAGAGUUUAAAGAGAAGAGAAGAAUUGCUCAUGAAAUUCAAUCCUUUGAAAUUCAAGAAUUGUCUGAUUUGCUCAAGAACAAAGCCUCCCAAGCAUUAGGACAAGUGGCUCUCUUUUCCCUCAUUCAAGACAUUGAAGAUUACUUGACCAAGUCGUCGAGUGAAAUUACCAAUUUCGAUGCCGAAUUGGAAGCAAUCAUUGAGAAUCGAAAGAAAUCAUUGAAAACUGCUCUUCCACCUUCACCUCCCAAAUUUUUACACAUUACAGCCACUGGUGAAUCCAUGUCCAUGAUCAAUGAUUCAUUAAUCGCAACAAGUUCAACAUCAGCCUCAGGAUCACCAAAACUUUCUCAACAUCCAACAUCAUCCAAUACUGCUAGUGGUAAUGGUAGUAACAGUGGUGGUACACUUGAAGACAAGUCACCGAUCAAUUUUGCCUACCACGCACGAAAAUUUACCCACCACCACCAUGACCCCCUAUUAUGGUUGGAUCAACUCAUGAUUCCAUCCAAUUUUGUGAAAGAAAUUGGUGAAAAUAAGCAAUUAUUCAAUCGAAUUUUACACAAGACGGCGAACCAUGGUCACAAUAAGUUAUACGUUUGGGGAGGAUUCUAUAAGGGAGCCAUCAGUAACGAUUUAACUCUUGUGGAAAUGGACACGAGUAAAAAGCUCAUGUUCACCAAACAAAAACAAUCCAAACCAGCCACUCCAAGACUAUUUGCUAGCUUCAAUUGUCUCCCUCAAAAAUCAUUGAUUCUCAUCGGAGGAUUGGAUGCCAAUAACCACUUACAAAGCGACAUUCAAAUUGCGAACAUUUCUGAUUUACAUUGGAGAGAGGUCAUUCCUGAGAAUGACAAACUACCUCCAAUGGCUGAUCACUCCUCUGCAUGCAACCAAAACCUGCUUUAUUUAUUUGGUGGCAUUGGAAAGCAAGGUUUCUCGAACACCUUUUAUGUCUAUGACGUUCCUGUGAAUACUCUCACAGUAUUGUCUCGCGGAUCUGACAUAUCACCAAGAGCAGGCUCUGCUAUGGCCCUUUUAGACGAUCAUUUGUAUGUCUAUGGUGGCUAUGAUCACUCGACCAUUUAUAAUGACCUGUAUCAAUUCAAUGUGAAAACAACAGCCUUAAAGAAGAUCAACACAAGCUCAUGCUCUCUGUCAGUGCCACCGCUCACAAUGGCUUCCCUUCUAACAGUACCAUUGAAGAAAGAUUCGUUGUGUUUGCAAGGAGGUUGGGAUGGUCACAAGUGGAAUUCUGCAAUCUUUGAAUUUAACGAGAGCAACCUGUCAUGGUCGGUAUGGAAUGAAGAAAAUUUCGAUGGAAUUGCCUAUGGCUCAGUGUCAACCCAUCUCGAUUCCUAUGUCAUGCUUGGAGGUGUAAAAUCCUCGUCGUUCCACUCGGCUCAAGACAUCAUGAAACAUCUCAACAAGUCAUCCAAAAUCAUGGCCAAUAAUGAUCAGCAACAUCCUGUCAAAAUACUUCGAUUUAAUAAGGGCCUCAAAUUAGACGAACAUCCAAUGGAUCAUUUAGGAAGAAGUUAUUUGAAAUGGUUCAAUGAACAAGAUGCUCUCGAUGCAGAUGUGAUUUUCACUCUACCACUUGAGGAAGAGCAAGGUUCUGCUAUGGACAACUCGAACCUUAUCUAUGCACACAAGACCAUGCUUGAGAGGUCUCCAGUUUUGAAACGAAUGAUCGUUGUGGCAGAAAUGAAAAAGUAUCAAAUCGUGGAAGACAAUGUCGAUGAUCAAUAUGUUCAAAAUUACAAGCUCCAUCAUGGCGAUCCAGUCACCGUUCGAAUUACCUACUUCCCCAAAGUCACACAAGCACAUGCAGCCCUCAGGAGCGUACUGCAAUAUCUGUACUCGGGAUUUAUUGAGGUGCGCCAUCUUUCCGGGGAUGCUUUUAGUGACAUUUAUCGACUUGCCAUUCACUUGAAAAUUCCAUUAUUGGCCUCUGCUUUUAGCGAAUCCAACAAUAUUCCAUUUGAUGUAUUUUUCAGUCACAAUUCAAAGGGAUAUUGGGAUCAGAUAUCCAAUGAAUUUUUGAAAAUUCAAGAAGAGCCCACCAUUGAUGAUAUUGAGGUUUAUCGAGAAACGUUGUCAAGUGACAUGUCCGAUUCAGAGAGUCCUCCAUCGUGCUUGGCUAAAUUUAUUGCACCUGAUUUGUCUCAUCAUCCACCCAUAUUUAAGAGCAUUCUCGCUCAUAAGGGUCUCCUCAAAACGAGAUCAUCCUAUCUUCAGGCGCUAUUCAAUUCGAAUUUUUUAGAAGCACAACAUGGUAUUGUGGUUUUCGAUCAUGUCAGCAUUCAGAGUAUUUUCAUCAUCCUCAAGUACAUUUAUUCAUUGACACUGAGUUCACUGGAUGCAAGCAAUUGUGUAGAGGUCUAUCUUGCUUCCCAUCAAUUUGAUAUUUUGGACCUACAGGACAAGGCGCGUGCCAUCAUUAAGGAACAAGAAUUGGACGAACACACCGCCCUUCAAAAUCUCCACAUUAGCGAAUCUCUAAAUGACAAAUUCUUAAAGGACUAUUGCAUUUUCAUGUUUGCCAAGAAUUAUGAUGAAAUACUCAAGAGAGAACCAACCUUUUUCCACGACAUGACCUCUGAAAUUAGAUCUCAAAUUUACCGAAUACAUUUGGCAAACAAGAGCAAGAGUAGUGGAAAGUAG
Molecule: messenger RNA, 3048 nt
Organism: Naegleria lovaniensis
Lineage: Eukaryota; Heterolobosea; Eutetramitea; Acrasida; Naegleriidae
Exons: 2
Coding region: 1-3048 (1015 amino acids)
Cellular component (GO): Golgi apparatus
Molecular function (GO): protein binding
Source: RefSeq, a predicted model, not a curated record